AUGUCUUACAAUUACUGGGAGCAAGAUUCUGAACUAUACAAACAAAUCGCAGCAUCACUAGCAGAGCAAUCAGAAGCAACCACCGAUGAUGUGCAUUUGGGACGUUCUUCUGCGCCAGAAAAUCAGCCAGAAUCACACUUGCCCGACUUUCUCUCUGUUUGCGGAUGGAGUGAUGAUCACGGGUCAUGCAACAACACUGUUAACGUGACCAGGAUCGGAGAGCACAUGUUAUCAUGCCAUUUCAAGUCCCCUUUGCGCGCCGACAGCCGUUUGGAAUGUCGGUGGAAGGGCUGCCAACUCCGAAAGCCUAUACGGCGAGAUACAAUGGUUCGCCACAUCGUCGAGAAGCACCUCGGAGUUAAGUAUCGAUCCAAGCACCAAGCGGCUUCUUGUGCUACGAUGUAUCGGUCCCCGUCGAUCUCGUAA
Suillus paluster is the source of this 426-nucleotide messenger RNA. RefSeq lists its product as uncharacterized. NCBI's taxonomy places the organism in Eukaryota, Fungi, Basidiomycota, Agaricomycetes, Boletales, Suillaceae. The transcript is spliced from 3 exons. The record is from RefSeq and is a predicted model, not a curated record. The coding region runs from base 1 to 426 and encodes 141 amino acids.